AACAGGCGCAAACACAAUGUGGAGCCCAACGCACAUUCAAGUGACAGUGCAACGCGCCAAAGGGCUGCUGAUCAAGGGAAAGGGCGGCACGAACAACUGCUUCGUCAUCAUCGCGCUCGGGAAGGAGAAGUACCAGACGUCCAUCAAGCAGAAGGCGCCCGAUUCCGUGGUCUGGAAUGAGGAAUGCGAGCUGCAAAUCCCCACCCAGGGUAACCAGGCGCAGCUGGUGUUGACGGCACUCCACCACAACAGCGUCGGGAUGGACGAGUUCCUGGGCCGGAUCGUGUUGCCACUGAACGAGAUGGAGGUGUACGAGCGGCCCCGUUCGCGCUGGUACAAGCUGGAGAGCAAGGAUAAGGAGAAGAAGAAGGAGAAAGACCGUGGGGAGCUGGAGGUGCGGAUCUCGUUCACGGUGAAGGCCGGCUCGCUGACCGACCUGAGCAAGAAGGAGAAGAGCAAAAGCUCGAUCAGCAACCUGGCGUCGAGUGUUGGAGGCUCGCUGCUGAGUAUCGGUGCGAUUGAGAAGCGCAAGGGGUUGAAGAAGAUCGCCAAGUCGAUUGGUUCCAAGAUGCACAUCUCAGGGAUUGGGAAGAAGGAAGGGCGCAAGGAUAAGGACGGUCCUGGGGCGGAUGAUGCGUCCAUGUACAGUGGUAGCUACUCCAGCUUGGCUGGAGGUGGUGGAGCUGGCGCAGGACCAGUGGUUCCACCUGCAGGAAGUCGUCAGUCGAAGCAAACGUUCGGUGAUGCCGAUCCGGGCGUUAUAAGCGAGGAUGAGGAUGAGUUUGUGCUCGACAAUCUGUCGCACAAAAGCUCGAAUGGUUCGCUGAACUUGCGUCCUGGCGCGGGAGCUUCCGUUGGAUCAUCAACACCAACGGCACAGUCAACACCGACGACGACUGGGACGGUUUUGGCGACUUCUACACCGGUGGAAUGGUCUGGUCGCGGUGGUACGCACGUUGAAGCUACCCAAGAGGCUGGCCACACGGCCACACGGGGCGAGAAGGUUGACGAAUGGGAGCAGAAGCUGUACGGCAAGCACCUGGACAUCGGUAACACGGAUUCGCUGAAACGCCGGUCGUGGGAAAGCUCACGCGUGAUGCUUUCGGUGCAGCAGGAGCAAGAGCAACGUUCCGAACCGGAAAGCCCACGUGAACGGCAGGAUGAGACGGCGGGAGAGCAUCGGGUGGCCGGAAAUCGCUCACAAACGGCACCCACCUCACCGGAUCUUGAGGGUUUGGGUAAAGCGAACCACCGGGAGCACCAAAGUAACACCAACACCAAAGCACCGACCGUGGUACCAAGACCACUGACACGCGUAGGCUCGCAGGAUAUGGCCGCUGGGCGUCAAUCUCCCGCCCCACCACCGGAAGGGAAACCGGAGAAGGAAAGCUUCACGAAGAAGCUGAAGCACUUCGUCAAAGAGCACCGUAGUGGUGGCCAUCGGGCGGAUUCGCUCGAGAAUUUGUCCUCAUCCGGAGCGCUGGCGUCGGUGACCGCCCAUAAGAAGCUGCACGGGGGCAAGCAGCAGUAUGGCGGUGGUGGUGGGGGUGGUGUCGAUCAGCGCAUCAUCAUUGGGGGCGAGAAUGGGGAGCAGAUUGCGGCGGUGGCCGCGGCCGCUGCAGCCGCCCAGCGCCAGUCGAAGCUCGCCCAAGUGUCACCGGAAACGCUCGCAAAGUACGAGGGAAAAUCGCGCGAGGAGGUGAUCAAAAUCGCGCACACGCUCGAGAGCGAGGUGCACUACCAGAAGCAGAAGGUGAAGGAGCUCGAGGACUACCUCGACAGCCUGCUGUUGAAGGUGAUGGAGUGCCACCCGAAGAUACUGCAGAAUCCGUACCAAAAGGCGACCCCCACGAAAAGUGGAUGAUCCGCAUGUUCCGUCCGCGACGAUUGCAACCCGCCUGCAAGGACGCCGUGUGUUGCUUAGCAAGAAAAUAGCAAAAAAAAA
This is a messenger RNA of Anopheles nili, 1945 nucleotides long. It is a transcript of the gene Rip11, whose product is annotated as rab11 family-interacting protein 5. The transcript has 4 exons. Gene Ontology annotation, molecular function: small GTPase binding. The record is from RefSeq and is a predicted model, not a curated record. Gene Ontology annotation, cellular component: intracellular membrane-bounded organelle. NCBI's taxonomy places the organism in Eukaryota, Metazoa, Arthropoda, Insecta, Diptera, Culicidae. Gene Ontology annotation, biological process: regulated exocytosis. Bases 17 to 1864 code for a protein of 615 amino acids.